Diorhabda carinulata is the source of this 4276-nucleotide messenger RNA. RefSeq names its product DCN1-like protein 3 (gene SCCRO3). The coding region runs from base 361 to 1281 and encodes 306 amino acids. Lineage: Eukaryota; Metazoa; Arthropoda; Insecta; Coleoptera; Chrysomelidae. Gene Ontology annotation, biological process: positive regulation of ubiquitin-protein transferase activity; protein neddylation. The record is from RefSeq and is a predicted model, not a curated record. The transcript has 4 exons. Gene Ontology annotation, cellular component: ubiquitin ligase complex. Gene Ontology annotation, molecular function: ubiquitin-like protein binding; cullin family protein binding; ubiquitin conjugating enzyme binding.
AGUUUAUAUUUGACACUGACAGUAUUAAUGACGGAUGACGGGUCAUUCUGCUCUUCAGGGGACAGUGGUUAUAAAAUAUAAACAAAUUUAUUAUGGCUUUUCGUCUAAAAUAACAAUAAUUAAGUGUUCACAGCUUUAAAAUGUUUGUAAAUAGUUAUUUUUCAAUAUCCUAAAUUAGUUUAGUUUUCUACUAAACUGAAUAUUAAACAAUGAAAAGUAUAGAAACUAUAGUGCCAUAUUAUAUAGAUUCAAUAAUUUGUAGUUGACUGGAGAAUUGGUUUCAGUCUGUGAAGGAAUUUUUUGAGGCAAUGCAAAGUAAUUCUAAAGCAGGACGGAGGAGGUACAGUUUGGGACCCUCAAAUGGGCAAUUGCCUAACUUGCUUCAAGGAGCCCAUUCAGAUGGCCCCAGACGACUCAAUCAACCACAAAAAUAAAGAAGAAAUGACCGAAGCUCAGUUAUAUCCAGCACCGAGUCAUGUACCAGCUCCUACCGCCCCUCCAGAAACAAUACUAAGUAAUGGCAACCACUUAUCUGCGCCUCCCGAAGUAACUGCCAUUAGCCGUCUUUAUCCGUCUAGUCGAAGAACUUAUUCUAAAUCCGCCCCAAUCAUGGGUACCUCUGAAAGUAAACCUUCAGAAUCAAAGUUAAUUAGUCUAUUUGAACAAUAUAAGGAUAGUUGUGAAGACUGUAUCCUUGCAGAAGGUAUAGAACAAUUGUGUCAAGACUUAUCUAUAUCUCCUGAUGAUUUCAAGAUACUAGUACUCGCAUGGAAACUAAACGCAGAGCAAAUGUGCUGUUUCACCCGCUCAGAAUUUAUAAACGGACUUAAAUCAAUUCGUGCCGAUUCAAUAAAGUCAAUCCAGAUACGUUUACCGGAACUAGUUAGUGAAGUUGAAAAUAACUAUGAACAGUUCAAAGACUUGUAUCGUUUCACUUUCCGUUUUGGACUGGAUUCCUUUUCAGGGCAACGAAUUUUACCAACGGACAUGGCAAUUAUUUUGUGGAAAUUAGUUUUUACAAUAAGGGAACCUCCGAUUCUUAAUAGGUGGCUCAAUUUCUUAGAAACCCACCAAAUAAUUAGAGGCAUACCAAAAGACACAUGGAAUAUGUUUCUUAAUUUUGCUGAUCAUGUAGGCAAUGAUUUGAGCUGCUAUGAUGAUAACGAAGCUUGGCCAAGUUUAUUUGACGACUUUGUUGAAUACGAAAAUGAUCAAGCUAAUCAGAAUAUUUCUAAGGACAUAGAAAAGGAGUCUGAUGGGUUUAUCAUCACAAAAGAUUGAUUGUUUCUUUGUAAACUUUAUCAUGAGCAAACUGCCUAAGUAUUUUCAAAUUGUGAGGAUUAUUUUAUUUUGCCAAACAUUAUUAAACUAUAAUUAAUUGGUUGAAAAAUGUUUCAUAAAAUUAUUAUUCAAAAAAAAAACAUAAAACUAGUUUAGCGCAUUGACGGAGCUCUUAAUUGCCACAUAAAUAGAAAAAUAAGGAGAUUUGGUUGUUUGUUGCAUCAAAUUUUAAGAACCUUAGACCUCAGACAAUGAGUACUUGAGUAGUACUAAAACAUAAGUACUUCUAUGAAUUCUAGUACUUGGUAGACUACUAAUUGAACUACAGAAUGUGGUAAACAAUAAUACACAGAUCUCAUUUAUUAUUAAUAAAACUUUUUGUAUAAAUUUGCAGAUCUCUUGCAAAGUAAAAUUAAAUCCUCGCACUUUGAAUACAGUAUUUUGUAUAUAGAUAUACAAAUGAUAUGUUGUGAUAUGAUUGUAGCUGUUUUAAAUUACUUUUAUAAUACAAAUGUUGAAUUGAACACAUCGCUUAUUAAUAAAAAAUGUAAAUCUAUUUAACAAGUGCUAUAAGGGUGCUAAACGUUAUAUUCUGUAUUGGAGGUAGUUAAUUCUUUUCUUAAGUACUUAUGCAAAAUAUUCAUCAUUCUCAAAGUAUGUAUUCAAAAGAAUUCCUACCACUUGAAAACAAUCAGCUAGUGAUGUCUUGACUUAUAGUUGUCUAAUUUGUUAUCAUAGUAAUAUUUUGGAAACUUAAUUCCACACCAGCACCUCUAGUAACAAAUGUGGUAGGCUUUCUAACAAUGAUUUACAAAGUACAUAUUAGAUUUGUUUUGCUUUUGCUGAGAGUAACAUUUAUACCUAAAUUAGAAUUUUUGAAACCGUUAGUUCAUAUUCAUACACACUGUUUACACUACCAUUAUUCCAACACUCACAAUUACACUGUCUGACGCGCGUUUCGAUAACAAAGUUAUCGUCUUCGGAGACUGGAAGAAACAUAAUACCUAUUAAAAUGACCUUAUUUAUUCCAAAAUUUCCUAUUUUCGCGAAAGAGAGUUGGUUGGUGGGUAAAUUUCAUAUAAAUAGGUAGGUUGUAAAUGUAAAAAUAAAAACAAAUUAACCUACCUCUAAACAGACACAUGUAUAUUUCAUUAAUGUUGUAAGUUAUAGUAUGACUAGAUAUUUUGAAUUCUACACCUGAAUCUAAUAUUAGCUCUGUAUUGAUUUUAUUAACAAAUCAUAGAGAUGUCUAUUUUUUUCUAAAAGAUGAUUGAAUUUAUUUCUUCGAAAUCUUAACUUUGGUUAGAAGAUUCUGCAAUUUCGCGACUAUUUUGUAUUCAUAAAUAAAAACAAUUUGGCAUAUCUUUAGAUCUGCAUAUCAUUACAGAAUAAUGUUCAAUAUGGUCACUUUUCAUGCAGAAAAAUUAAAUUAUAGAACAACAAAUAUUAUAUCUCAUAAAAUAUUUAGACGAUGUGUUUAAAAUUCUACUUAAAUUACAUAUAUUCAUUCAAAUAAUUUAACUAGGUCAUUGAGAGCUCUAUUUUCAAAUGUAAAUUUUAAACAUAUAAUUAAUCUUUGCAAGAGAACACUUUUGGUAGAUUUAUAUUUAAUACACAGGGUACAGUAGUUUAACUUACUUAAUACUUGAUAAAACCCAUUGUAUUAAUUGUCCAUUAACUUCUUGGGCUAUUAGUCCAUCUUCAAAAAUAACUAUUACUCCUUGAUGUUUCAGCAAAAUGUGCAGUUGGUAUUCGCUGCUCCGAUUGAUUCUAACUGAAGCAGCAGAGAGACCUAAUAGCCCAAGAAACAUUCAAGUAAACCCCAUUGUAGUGUUCGAAUAAAAUUUGGUUUUUUAUAAUGUUGGCAUAUUUUUAUUUUCUUUCCGAUUGUUGGUUAUCAUUAGUCCAUUGUCAAAAACAACUAUUGCUCCUUGAUGUUUCAGAAAAUUGUACGGUUGGUGUCUUCAGAAGUUGCUUGCUGCUGAUUCUAACUCAAUCAGUCGGAGCACCAGAGAGACCUAAUAGCCCAAGAAACAUUCAAGCAAAACCCAUUGAAGUGUUCGAAAAAAAUUGUUUUUUUAUAUUGUGCGCAUAUUCUUAUUUUCUUUCUGAAUGUUGGUCUAAUUGUUUUUUUAGAACAAUCAUUAAUGCCAUUGCAUCGUCUUGUAACCAACUGUCCCCUAACUCCAACUCAAGUAACCAUGUUCCUGAAACAUGUUUAUAUACUGGUCUGAAUUGUCUUCACUGAGACAUCAUUCUCCUCAAAGAACCAAGCACCAAUAUCUGUGUAAAUUGCGGAUCCAAGUGUGUCCUCAGAAGACUGUAAAGAAUUUUAAAGCAAUUCUAGGGAAUUGGUGUCAUCCCAGUAGAGCGUUUUUUGCUGAUGGUUCCAUAUAAAUGUAAAUGGACUUCACAGAUCAAAGAUCGAAGUGGCGUCUCUCAAAAGAAACCAAAAAGACAUCAACCAAAAAAGUUAUGCUAUUGCACCCUCUUUCAAAUAGAAAAUAUAUGAACAAAUGUAUAUAGUAAAAGAUAUAAAGCAGAAGGUAUUUAUUCUUGAAACUUACAAAAACCAACCAGCCUUGAAUCUAUUAUUUUCAAUUUUACUAUCUUAACGUAGAUUUUUAGAAAACAACCAUAAGGAAACGUCCAUUUGAAAUUAGAGUGCUUAUAGUACGAAAAGCCUUGAAAAUACUGUACCUAUUGUUUGGCAGCAAUAUAUAAAUUUAUUAUGGUGAUCGUUAAAGAUUAAUUUUUUUGCGAUGCUCUAAAAAGCUUGUUUUUGACGAAAAAACACUGGGAAAUUUUUUCUUAUUUAAAACAACUCGUGCUACUACGCGAUCUAAAUUAAUUUUUGGGUAUAAUUUUUUCUCUGAAAGUAUCUUAUUAAAUUUGAAAUAAUAAUUUCCGUCAACAAAAAGUUUUUUAAAUGGUGUCGCAAAAAAUUUUUAACGACAACCCCAAAUUUUAUUAUACCCUUACAUCAAAAACUAAA